Trichoplax adhaerens is the source of this 2004-nucleotide messenger RNA. RefSeq lists its product as uncharacterized. Gene Ontology annotation, molecular function: transcription corepressor activity; protein binding. The coding region runs from base 1 to 2004 and encodes 667 amino acids. The transcript is spliced from 27 exons. Lineage: Eukaryota; Metazoa; Placozoa; Uniplacotomia; Trichoplacea; Trichoplacidae. Gene Ontology annotation, biological process: regulation of DNA-templated transcription; negative regulation of canonical Wnt signaling pathway. The record is from RefSeq and is a predicted model, not a curated record. Gene Ontology annotation, cellular component: nucleus; transcription regulator complex.
AUGUUUCCAAAUCGACAUCCAGCACCUCAUCAACCUAUUGGUCAAUUCAAAUUUACCACGCCUGAAUCAUGCGAUCGAAUUAAAGAGGAAUAUCAAAUCUUACAAGCACAAAAUCAAAGCUUGAAGUUAGAAUGUGAAAAGUUAGCGAAUGAAAAAACCGAUCUUCAUCGUCAUUAUAUCAUGUACUACGAAAUGUCAUAUGGACUCAAUAUUGAAAUGCAUAAGCAGUCUGAAGUUGCGAAAAGACUUAGUGGAAUAUGUGCUCAAAUUAUUCCGUAUUUAAGUCAAGAGCAUCAGCAACAGGUCGCAAACGCAAUCGAAAGAGCGAAACAAGUAACAGUGACUGACCUAAACUCAAUUAUGGGACAGCAACAGGUACAUUUGCAACAACAUCAUCCGCACGGCCCUCAAAUCCCUCUGCACCCUGGUGCUCCCCCUCCACCUCCUAUCCCUCCUGUUAGCGCUGGUAAUAACAUGAUAAUGCCUUCCAAUUUACUUAUGUCUCAUAUGGCUUUGAAGGACAAAGGUUUUCAUCGAAAUUCUGCUUCGCCUUCGCUUUCAGCACAACGACCUGACAAGCAUCGGACUACCGAUGCAGCUUCAACAAGUAGUAACAGUAGUAUUCAUAAUCAUAGAAGUACUGGUAAACGUAAGCAAGACGAUAAAAUUGAUAGCGAAAGCGACAAGAGCGAUGGAGAGCUUGUAGUAGACGUUGCCAACGAUGAACCUCCAUCCCCAGUACGAGAUACUGUUAGAUCUCCAAAUAUUUCCUUAAUUCCGAAAGAAAAAAUGAUGAAAAAGAGGAACGAUAUGUCACCGAUUAGUUCUGCCAGUCCUUCACCACCUCCUAUGAAAUCUAAGAUAAUUGAUAAGCAGAAGCCACUCCAAGUAGGUUCACCGGUCCCUCCGACAAAUAAUAAUGCAACAGGUUCAGGAUCUACAUCUCCGUCGUUAUCGAAAGGACAUUCUAUAAUUACAGUACCUUUUGAUCACAAUCCUCCUGGUCGUUUUGGUGUCAGUAAUAAACCAGCCUAUUCAUUCCGAGUUGGAGCGGAUGGAAUUGCCCAACCCGCCCAGUUCCCACAGGAUGCUCUUAUGGAUUCAGAAAUUCCGCGCCAUGUCCGUCUAAUGGGCAGCUUAAAUCAUGGUGAAGUUGUGUGUGCUGUAACAAUUAGUGAUCGAUCAAAACACGUAUUUACCGGAGGAAAGGGUUGUGUUAAAGUUUGGGACAUCAAUCAACUAAAUAAGACCGUAUCUGUUUUGGAAUGCUUGCCGGAUAAUUAUAUUCGUUCUUGCAAAUUGUUACCUGAUGGCCGGAGCUUAAUAGUAGGGGGUGAAGCUAGUACCCUUAUUGUCUACGAUCUGACGGCGCCUGUACCACGUGUUAAAGGCGAAUUGGAUGCGAAUGCUCAAGCUUGUUAUGCUCUUGCAAUUAGUGCUGAUGGAAAGCAAUGUUAUAGCUGUUGCAGUGAUGGACACAUUGCUGUCUGGGAUUUACAUAAUCAACACUUAAUAAAUAAAUUUCAAGGUCAUACUGAUGGUGCGAGUUGUAUUGAUAUUUCGAGAGAUGGAUUGAAAGUGUGGACAGGUGGACUCGAUAGUACAGUACGUUCGUGGGAUAUUAGAGAGGGAAAAGAAAUGGAUAAGUACGAAUUUAACUCUCAAAUUUUUUCUUUGGGCUGUUGUCCUUCCGACGAUUGGCUAGCUGUAGGGAUGGAGAGCAAUCAUGUGGAAGUCAUACAAAUGAAUAAUUCUGAAAAAUAUCAAUUACACUUACAUGAAAGCUGUGUUUUAUCAUUAAAAUUUGCUCAUUGUGGUAAAUGGUUCAUUAGUACUGGUAAGGACAAUUUAUUAAAUGCGUGGAGAACGCCUUAUGGAGCCAGUAUCUUUCAGAACAAGGAAUCGUCUUCAGUACUCAGCUGUGAUAUAUCUAGAGACGAUAAAUACAUCGUUACUGGAUCUGGAGAUAAAAAAGCUACCCUUUACGAAGUUAUGUAUAAUUAA